ACGGUUGACACCUAGCCACCGGCAAAACCCUUUAUAAACCACUCUCCGCCACCAUCGUCCAAGGACCCGUCUUCCAAUUCUCUCUCUCUCUCUAGAAUUACAAGACAAUGAGCAAGUCGCAGUCCUCUCCAGGGAGCUGCAAGGUGGAGCCAAGCCCACCAACGCUGCCAUCAAUCAACGACCCAGAGGCCGACAUGUUCGUCCCAUUGCUGAUGUCCAAAAGCCCAACACCUCACCAACAGGCAGCUGACCACCACAGCAAAAAGGACUACUCCGGCCGCCGCGGCUUCUUGGACGAGGCCAAUUCCAUAGCCAAAAUAGCCUUCCCCAUGAUCCUCUCCGCCCUCCUGCUCUACCCUCGCUCCAUGAUCUCCAUGCUCUUCCUCGGCCGCCUCGGCGACCUCGAUCUCGCCGGAGGCUCCCUCGCCAUCGGCUUCGCCAACAUCACCGGCUACUCCGUCCUCUCCGGCCUCGCCGUCGGCAUGGAGCCCAUUUGCGGCCAAGCCUUCGGCGCCAAAAAACUCCCCCUCCUCGGCCUAUCUCUCCAGCGAACCGUGCUCCUUCUCGUCUUAUGCUCACUUCCUAUCUCUCUCUUAUGGCUUAACGUGAAGACGAUAUUGAUCUUUUGUGGACAAGAUGAGACAAUAGCCACACAAGCUCAAUCCUAUCUUCUUUACUCGAUCCCUGACCUCUUUGCUCAAUCUGUACUUCACCCAUUAAGGAUUUAUCUCCGAACUCAAUCCAUAACCAUGCCUUUAACAUUUUGUGCCACUGUUGCAAUUCUUCUGCACAUACCCAUUAACUAUCUCCUCGUUUCUUACCUUAAUCUAGGCAUCAAAGGUGUUGCCCUAAGUGGGGUUUGGACUAACUUUAACCUUGUUGCGUCGCUUCUCGCCUAUAUUCUAGUCUCCGGCGUCUACGAGAAAACUUGGGACUGUAUUUCCAUGGAGUGUUUGAAGGGCUGGAAAACCCUACUGAAUUUAGCCCUUCCGAGCUGCAUUUCGGUCUGUCUCGAAUGGUGGUGGUACGAAAUAAUGAUCUUGCUCUGCGGCUUGUUGAUAAACCCGACCGCGACUGUCGCUUCAAUGGGUAUUUUGAUCCAAAUCACUUCACUAAUCUACAUAUUCCCAUCGUCCCUGAGCUCCGCCGUAUCGACUAGGGUUAGCAACGAAUUGGGUGCGAACCGGCCGGAGCAGGCGAAGCUCGCGGCCGUCGUGGGGCUUUCGGGCAGCUUCAUUCUGGGCUUCUCGGCUCUAGUUUUUGCGGUGCACGUGAGGAACUUGUGGGCAAGCAUGUUCACCCAAGAUGGGGAGAUAAUAGCCCUAACCGCCGCCGUUUUGCCGAUAAUCGGGCUGUGCGAGCUCGGGAACUGCCCGCAAACCACCGGCUGCGGCGUUUUGAGGGGCACAGCAAGGCCUAAAGUGGGAGCAAACAUCAACUUGGGGUGCUUCUACAUGGUGGGGAUGCCGGUGGCGGUGGUUCUAGGGUUCUUCGCCGGGUUCGAUUUCGAGGGACUCUGGCUGGGGCUCUUGGCUGCUCAAGCAUCGUGCGUUGUGACCAUGCUCAUAGUUUUGGUAAGAACAGAUUGGGAGUACGAAGCCCACAGGGCCAAAGGGCUCACAGGCGCUGUAGUUUUUGAAGAUGGCACAGAGGAAACAAUAUUAAGUGAGGAAGAGAAGCUACGAAAAGCUGAAAACGAGGAGGAUUCUUUAUGUUCGUCGUCGUGUGAAGCUGAUGAUCAUCAGCAUUAUUCCUCGCUCGUUUAA
Malania oleifera is the source of this 1766-nucleotide messenger RNA. RefSeq names its product protein DETOXIFICATION 49-like. Gene Ontology annotation, cellular component: membrane. NCBI's taxonomy places the organism in Eukaryota, Viridiplantae, Streptophyta, Magnoliopsida, Santalales, Ximeniaceae. Gene Ontology annotation, molecular function: antiporter activity; xenobiotic transmembrane transporter activity. The record is from RefSeq and is a predicted model, not a curated record. The transcript has a single exon. The coding region runs from base 108 to 1766 and encodes 552 amino acids. Gene Ontology annotation, biological process: xenobiotic detoxification by transmembrane export across the plasma membrane.